CUGGUCAAUAUCGCCGGUGUCACCGGCCCCAUCGAGACGCCGGUGCAGGACAUCGACGUGGCGGACUUCGACUACGUCAUCACGGCCAACGAAAUCGGUACCUUCCUGCCCAUCAAGUAUGUGGUGCCGACCAUGAUCGCGCAGAGGAGCGGCAAGAUCGUCAACAUCGGCGGCACCUCGGGCCUGCGCGGCUACGCCAUGCGGACCGCCUACAGCGCGUCCAAAUGGGCGGUACGCGGGAUUACCCGCACGGUCGCGCUCGAGGUCGGCAAGUACAACGUCAACGUCAACGCCGUCUGCCCCGGCAUCGUCGAGACGCCGCGCAUGCAGAAGCUCUGCGAGGAGAAAGCCAGAGUGCGCGGCUGGACGAUCGACCAGGUGUACGACGAAUACGUUCAGGAGAUGUGCCUGAAGCGCGUGACCACGCCGGACGACGUGGCCAACGCCGUGUUGUUCAUGGCGAGCGAGGACAGCCGCCAGAUCACCGGCCAGGCCAUCACGGUCGACGGCGGCUGGGACGUGUGA
Geodia barretti is the source of this 525-nucleotide messenger RNA. The record is from the annotation of a GenBank genome assembly. NCBI's taxonomy places the organism in Eukaryota, Metazoa, Porifera, Demospongiae, Tetractinellida, Geodiidae.